Castor canadensis (American beaver) is the source of this 2989-nucleotide messenger RNA. The record is from RefSeq and is a predicted model, not a curated record. NCBI's taxonomy places the organism in Eukaryota, Metazoa, Chordata, Mammalia, Rodentia, Castoridae.
CUGUUCUCCUAAGUGCUGUGUGAAGUGGUCCUGCUCCUCAGCAAUGGCUCCAAAUGGAUGGAGCUUCUCUGUAGAUACUGGUGGCAGCCACACGCUGCACUCCAGAGCAGAGACCACCCCGUCUCCCACGAGCAAUACAGGGAAUGGACACCCAGAGUACAUCGCCUAUGUGCUGGUCCCUGUGUUCUUCAUCAUGGGUCUUCUGGGUGUCCUCAUCUGCCACCUGCUUAAGAAGAAAGGCUAUCGGUGUACAACAGAGGCCGAGCAAGAUGCUGAAGAGGAGAAGGUUGAAAAGAUAGAAUUGAAUGACAGUACCAAUGAAAACAGUGACACUGUCGGGCAAAUUGUCCAUUACAUCAUGAAGAAUGAAGCGAAUGCAGAUGUUUUAAAGGCAAUGGUAGCAGACAACAGCGUGGGUGAGGCUGAAAGCCCUGUGACCCCCAGCACCCCUGGGAGCCCGCCUGUGAGUCCUGGGCCCUUGUCACCGGGGACCACCCCAGGGAAGCAUGUCUGCGGCCACCACCUGCACACAGUGGGUGGCGCUGUGGAGCGGGAUGUGUGCCAGCGGUGUAGACACAAGCGAUGGCACUUCAUAAGACCCACCAAGUCCAAAGAUGGCCGCUCACGGCGUCAAGGGGAGGUCACCGUCCUCUCUGUGGGCAGGUUUAGAGUUACAAAAGUGGAACACAAGUCAAACCAGAAGGAGCGGAGAAGUUUGAUGUCAGUUAGUGGAACUGAAAGCGUCAACGGAGAGCUGCCUGUGACACCUGUGAAGAUAGAACGAAGCGACACAGAGUAGCAGCAAUGGCUUUAUUUGAAGAGUUCUUAAGAAACUGAAAACUUACAAGAGAUGAAGUUGCCCAGGGAAUGUUUUUAUGUACUUUGUACAGUUUCUAUGAAGUCAGCAGGCAUGCAGAUAAAACUAAAGGGAAUAUUUUUGCUGUGCUGCUGGAUACAGAAUUCAGUUUGCUUCAAAACAGGUUUUGGUUUAAAAAGUCUGAUAAAAAAUCGAUUAUUUCCAGGGAGGAAAAGAGCUCAUUGAUCUGUUGGCCACCCCUGGCCUCUACUGUUCCUAGCCGCCCACCCUUGGCCUUGGGUUGUGUGCUGCAUCUCUUCAUUAGGGUCACUGUGUGGUUACAAUGGAGCCAUUCACGUACAGCCAGAGCUUGUGCUGGGAUUGUGCGUGUGUGGUGUGUGUGUGUGUGUGUGUGUGUGUGUGUGUGUGUGUGAUGUGUCUGUUUAUUACUCUAAAACCUGACAUCCCCUUUUGGUCCUGAUUGUAAGAAGAUCUUGAUACACACAGUUUGGCACAAGGUCUUAGGAAUAAUCUAGUCUAGUGAUGACAAACACAUCAUGGAGUCGGAUAGGACCAGGCCAUGUCAUCAAGAAUUUGGCAUCAACUCCUGCUACUGCUGCGCCACUCCUGGGUCACUUACAUGAUAUUGAGAGAUUCUUCUUUUUCCCCCUAACCUAAAAGUCACUAAGGGAAAAAAUUCUUGUUUUGACAACCAGUGGCCAAAACAACCCACUUUCAAGAUGAGCCCGCAGAGACCGCUGUAUGUUCUCCUGUGUUCUAUGUAUGACCCAUCUUGUAACUCAUGCUCAGUGUUUAAAAGACUCCUUCUCCUCCUCCCCUUCCUCCUCCUUCUUCUCUCUCUCUCUCUCUCUCUCUCUCUCUCAGCUUUACAUUUUAUAAGACACAUGAAAAAGCACAGAAGCAAAGAUAGUAUUUUAGGUUGAUCUGAGGCUGGGGGGAGGGGAAGCUCCAGGACCUGUUUCCAUGUGCAGGUGUGGUGCUUCGGGUACUUGUUUUAUUUUUAAGAGAAAAAGCACAUUUCUCAUUUGGCUCCCCAAAAAUGAUUUCCAUGACAAUAUACUUCAUGGUAUUCACUGUAUAAAUACACUUACUUGAUUUUGUUUCUGGCGUCAAACUAAAAAUUUCUAACCUUUUACAUGAAUGAACUAUUCAAUCGCAUGUGAAUCCUUACAACUAAUAAACGACAUGUAUACAUUUAUAUGCACAGGAGAAGUCAGUAUGAUAGAAAUUUCACUGUGCUCCAGAAAGUACCUGUAUAGGAAUUUUAGGGGUGUGUGUUAGUGUAAAUAAUACAUGUGAUGUCUAGGCCAAUACUUAAAAACAAACAAAAACAUACACUUUUGCUUUAAGAAAUAUUAUGCCCUCUAAACAGUGAGGGGUAAAUUGUAAGAUAUUCUUCAGCUUUAAUUAUUUUUUAAUUUUAUUCAAGUCAGAGCACUUUUUUAUAGCAAUACAAUAGGCAAGAGAAUACUCAAAAAUAUUUGAAAUUGUAUUUAUACAAAAUAUUUUACAUAUUUUCUAAUACUUGAGCAGUGUGUGUCCGGCUGGCUUCCACAUGCACCAAAGGUUAAGCGUUCAAUAUUUUCAACACAUAAGCUUUUUACUGGUUGAUAGUAUCUGAUGAGAAUUCUUAAGUGUUCCCAAAGCAACUGAUGUUUACAGGUCUUGUAUUUUUCCUCCUUCUUUAGAAGGGUGGGGGGUUCACAAUGAACUCACUGUAUGAAACACUAAUGACGGAUAGCUCUUCAUUUAAUAAGUGAGUUGGCUGCCACCCUGAUUUGAAAAAUUUGAAAAGGAAAAUUUUCACCAUUUUGAGUGUCAAAUGUAUUUUUAACUGUCUGGUUUGUACUUUUACGACUUUUGUACUACCAAAGCAGAGUUAAAAAUAAAAAUGUUGAACACAGUGUGUUGUUUUGAAUGAUCCAAUGAUUGGUGUCUUGAACACUGAAGAGACAAUGUGGUACUAUAGUUUAUUGAAUUUGGACUUAUGUGUGUCUCGAAUUGUCACAUGAUCAUUUGAUAUUCCUUACUGGACUCUCCUUACUGUGGUACCUCUAACCCCCCAUUAGUUACAUCUUUUUUGAGAUAGCUUUAGACGUAGAAAAAAGUUGCAAAGCAGCAAUGAGUUCAUGUAUAUCCUUUACUCUCUUCCUCCUUACGUUAACAUUUUAC